This is a messenger RNA of Delphinapterus leucas (beluga whale), 1577 nucleotides long. RefSeq names its product stromal cell derived factor 4 (gene SDF4). Gene Ontology annotation, molecular function: calcium ion binding. The record is from RefSeq and is a predicted model, not a curated record. Lineage: Eukaryota; Metazoa; Chordata; Mammalia; Artiodactyla; Monodontidae. Gene Ontology annotation, cellular component: endoplasmic reticulum. Gene Ontology annotation, biological process: calcium-ion regulated exocytosis.
UUCCCGGAAGAGUGAUGGCCGCGGCCUAAGAGGUGGCCCGUUGGAGGCGUCGCAGGCGCUCGGGUCGCGCUCGGUGGAUCCUGGGUGCGGCGAGGGAGGCCGCUCCCGGCCACACUCGCAGGCCAUCCUGCAGCGCAGACCCCGGCAGCCAUGACCUCCAGGCAGGCUCCCCUCUGUGGCCUGGCCCCUCGCUGCCUCUGGCUCCUGGGGGCUGUCCUUCUGAUGGACGCGUCCGCCCGGCCCGCCAACCACUCGUCCGCUCGGGAGAGAGUGGGUAGCAGGGAGGAAAACGAGAUCCUGCCUCCGGACCACCUGAACGGGGUGAAGCUAGAGAUGGAUGGGCACCUCAACAGGGAUUUCCACCAGGAGGUCUUCCUGGGCAAGGACACAGACGGCUUUGAGCAGGACGCGGAGCCCCGGAGGAGCCGGAGGAAGCUGAUGGCCAUCUUCUCCAAGGUGGAUUUGAACACCGACAGAAGGAUCAGUGCCAAGGAGAUGCAGCGCUGGAUCAUGGAGAAGACGGCCGAGCACUUCCAGGAGGCCAUCGCGGAGAGCAAGGCGCACUUCCGAGCCGUGGACCCCGACGGUGACGGCCAUGUGUCAUGGGAUGAGUACAAGGUGAAGUUUUUGGCGAGCAAAGGCCAUGACGAGAGAGAAGUUGCUGAUAAGAUAAAGAAUAAGUGGGACCUGAACGUCGACGAAGAGACACAGGAAGUCCUGGAGAACCUCAAAGACCGCUGGUAUCAGGCGGACAACCCGCCCCCGGACCUGCUGCUGACGGAGAGCGAGUUCCUGUCGUUCCUGCACCCCGAGCACAGCCGCGGCAUGCUGCAGUUCAUGGUCAAGGAGAUCAUCCGGGACCUGGACCAGGAUGGUGACAAGAAGCUCUCGCUGUCCGAGUUCAUCUCUCUGCCCGUGGGCACUGUGGAGAACCAGCAGGGCCAGGACGUGGACGACGGCUGGGUGCGAGACAGGAAGAGAGAGUUCGAGGAGCUGAUCGAUGCCAACCGCGACGGAAUCGUGACCGCGGCGGAGCUGGAGGACUACAUGGACCCCAUGAACGAGUUCAGCGCCCUCAACGAGGCCAAGCAGAUGAUCGCCGUUGCCGACGAGAACCAGAACCACUGCCUGGAGCCCGAGGAGGUGCUCAAGUACAGCGAGUUCUUCACGGGCAGCAAGCUGGUGGACUACGCCCGCAGCGUGCACGAGGAGUUCUGAGCCGCCGCCGCCGCGCCCGCCCCGCCCCGCCCCGCCCCGCCCCUCCCGCGGCGCCUCAAUUCCCGCGAUUCCCGCGUACCCACUGCUUCUCGCUUCCGAGAACUGGAGCCCUUCUGCCAGAGGCACCGGCCGCAUCAGGGCCUGCGGGCUGCCACACCGUGGGAAAUACGCAGCUCCCGCCGUUUCCUUGAACACUGAAAGAUGAAGGCUUUGCUGGAAAUCAGCAGCCGGUGGCUGGGGGGUCGGCAAGGGGCCGUGAGAGCCGCCGGCCCUGUGACGUUCAGUCUCUGAGGAAACGCUAAUACUGGUGACAGGAAUCACAUUAAUUUACUUUGAAAUAUAGUUUCCUUUUUCUCCCA